Messenger RNA from Penicillium brevicompactum, 1038 nucleotides. Its product is annotated as zinc-dependent alcohol dehydrogenase family protein. Lineage: Eukaryota; Fungi; Ascomycota; Eurotiomycetes; Eurotiales; Aspergillaceae. The record is from RefSeq and is a predicted model, not a curated record. The coding region runs from base 1 to 1038 and encodes 345 amino acids. Gene Ontology annotation, molecular function: oxidoreductase activity. The transcript has 2 exons.
AUGUCCACCCAAGCCGCUCUCCGUCUUACCAGCCGCGACUCGUGGGAACGACUCGCGGCAUUCCAAGAGCCCCGACCCACAGCCGGCAAGCACGAGGUCCUCAUCAAAGUGCGAAGCGUUGCACUGAACUUCCGGGACAUUGCAAUUGCCACUAGCAAAUAUCCAUUCCCGGUCAAGGAUCAGGUUGUUCCUGGCUCCGAUGCAGCGGGUGACAUCGUCACCGUUGGUGAGGGUGUCACUGGGUUCACCGCUGGUGACAAGGUCGUCACCUCUUUUGAUCAGGCAACCCAUUAUGGUCCGAUCAAGAACUGGGAGAAUGGGCUUGGUGGACCUAUCGACGGUGUUUUGAGAGAGUACAUCUCUGUCCCUGCUCACUCUGUCGUCAAGGUCCCUCACGGCUCCUCUCUGAGUUAUGCCCAAUGGGCUAGCAUUGUCUGCACGGGCACUACGGCUUGGAACUCGCUGUAUGGAGCUUCCCCAAUUAAGCCCGGUCAGAGCAUUUUGUUCCAAGGCACUGGUGGUGUGUCUAUCACCGGUCUUAUCCUAGCCAAGGCAGCCGGUGCUAAGACAAUCAUCACUUCUUCAUCCGAUGAGAAGCUGCGAUAUGUCAAGGAGAAGUAUGAUGUCGACUACACCAUCAACUACAAGACGACACCGAACUGGGCCGCCGAGACGCUGAAGAUUACCGAGGGCCAAGGUGUGGAUUACAUCUUCGAGAACGGUGGUGCUGGCACUAUCAAGCAGUCCCUUGAAGCCAUUGCCUACGGCGGUGUCAUCUCUGUUAUCGGCUUCCUCGCUGGCAUUCCCCAAGAGGAAAUGCCCGACGUUUCACUUCUCGCUUUGGGCAAGGGUGCGAUUGUGCGCGGUAUCAUGGUUGGCUCGAAGCAGCAGUUGGAAGAGGCGGUUCGUUUCGUCGGUGAAAAGAACCUCGGACUACCCGUGGAGAAGACUUUCAAGUUCACCCGGGACCAGGUUGUGGAGGCCUAUACCUAUCUCACGAGCGGCCAACAUAUUGGAAAGGUGUGCAUUGAUUUUUGA